Molecule: messenger RNA, 1058 nt
Organism: Lontra canadensis (Northern American river otter)
Lineage: Eukaryota; Metazoa; Chordata; Mammalia; Carnivora; Mustelidae
Gene: POPDC3
Product: popeye domain containing 3
Exons: 3
Coding region: 2-877 (291 amino acids)
Cellular component (GO): sarcolemma
Molecular function (GO): cAMP binding
Source: RefSeq, a predicted model, not a curated record
CAUGGAGAGAAACUCAAGUCUGUGGACAAACCUGAUAGAUGAGCACCCAGUCUGUAUCACCUGGAAGCAGGAGGCUGAAGGAGCCAUUUAUCAUCUUGCCAGUAUUUUAUUUGUCGUAGGUUUCAUGGGCGGCAGUGGAUUCUUCGGGCUCCUUUAUGUCUUCAGUUUGCUGGGCUUGGGUUUUCUCUGCUCUGCCGUCUGGGCUUGGGUCGAUGUCUGCGCGGCCGACAUAUAUUCCUGGAAUUUCGUCCUGUUCGUCAUCUGUUUCAUGCAGUUUGUUCACAUUGCGUAUCAAGUGCGCAGCAUAACUUUUUCCCGAGAAUUCCAGCUGUUGUACAGCUCCCUUUUCCAGCCUCUGGGGACCCCGUUGCCCGUCUUCAGAACAAUUGCUCUGAGCUCUGAAGUGGUGACUUUGGAAAAGGAACACUGUUAUGCCAUGCAGGGGAAAACCUCCAUUGAUAAACUCUCCCUGCUUGUUUCGGGAAGGAUCAGAGUGACCGUUGAUGGCGAAUUUCUGCAUUACAUUUUCCCCUUCCAGUUCUUGGAUUCUCCUGAAUGGGACUCACUGAGACCCACAGAGGAAGGCAUCUUUCAGGUAACCCUCACAGCAGAAACUGAUUGUCGAUAUGUGUCUUGGAGGAGAAAGAAAUUGUAUUUGCUCUUUGCUCAGCAUCGUUACAUCUCCCGCCUGUUUUCAGUUUUAAUUGGCAGUGACAUUGCAGAUAAACUCUAUGCCUUGAAUGACAGGGUAUAUACAGGAAAAACAUACCACUACGAUAUUCGGUUACCCAACUUCUAUCAAAUGUCAAGUCCAAAAAUACGCAAAUCACCCCUGACAGAACAUUUCCGGAAUUCCAGACGGGGUUGUGAUAAGUGAUAUCAGAGUCGGAAGUUUGAUAAUCAUAGAAAAGGCCCUCUUCGUCAUUCCCCAAAUGAAAUACAGACAAUCGCACUCACUAUUAAUUUUAUAAAUCAAACUCAGAGGCAAGAUGCCACCACCAGCUGUUUGACUCAUCUCAACUUCUGCAUUGUGAAUAAAGUUUACAAAUUUCUCUGUA